AUGACGGGCUUCGGUUUCGGAAGCGCAAACGGCAACGGCUCGGGCACCGAGUUCCUGGCGAUGCUCCCUCCGCCAAAGGAGGACCUUGACGGCUACGACAAUACGCUGCCGCACAACAAGCAGUCGCCCACAGUCCCCCAGGCCUUCCGCGACGCCAUGUCCGUCCGGGAGGACGUCUACGGCGAACAGGGCGUCCCUCUCGAAGCCGAGUUCGACGAAGACGACGCACGAAGCUGGCAUUGGGUCGUCUACGCCUCCGUCGCCUCGACCGCAAGCUCGCCGCCAAAGGACCUCCGUACCGAUUCGCCCACGACGCACGCCGAAGACGUCCGCCGAUCGUCCGCUAGCGCCUCCCGCCUUCCGGUCGGCACCAUCCGCUUGGUGCCUCCGCCACACGGGCCGAACAAAUACAUCGAGACCGCCUAUCCCAAGAAAGGAGACAGGCACGCGGACGCGGACCCGCCGCCCGAGGUUGAGGCAAACGUCGCAAGGAAGCAUCCCACAGAGCCGUAUGUGAAGCUGGGCCGUCUCGCUGUGCUGGCGCCCUACCGGAAGCUCGGCCUCGCAAAGCUUCUCAUCAACACCGCCUUGGACUACGCCUCGAAGCAUCCGGAGGCUAUCUAUCACCCACCUUCUCCAACGACCAUGGAACUGGCGAAUCUGCUCGGUAAUGCCGCUCAGGAGGCCGUUACAUGGAAAGGACUCGUCAUGAUACACGCGCAGGCCGGCAUCGCCAAGGUGUGGGAGAAGUACGGUUUCGCGGAAGAGCUCGUCGACGACAAGGGCGAGGUCGAGAUCUCAAGAGAGCCGCAUUGGGUCGAGGAGGGCAUAGAGCACAUAGGCAUGUGGAAGAGGCUGAGGAUCGAGAGCGGCAGGUUGUAA
Molecule: messenger RNA, 882 nt
Organism: Trematosphaeria pertusa
Lineage: Eukaryota; Fungi; Ascomycota; Dothideomycetes; Pleosporales; Trematosphaeriaceae
Exons: 1
Coding region: 1-882 (293 amino acids)
Molecular function (GO): acyltransferase activity, transferring groups other than amino-acyl groups
Source: RefSeq, a predicted model, not a curated record